This is a messenger RNA of Phyllostomus discolor (pale spear-nosed bat), 1808 nucleotides long. RefSeq names its product olfactory receptor 1J4-like. The record is from RefSeq and is a predicted model, not a curated record. The coding region runs from base 1 to 1485 and encodes 494 amino acids. Lineage: Eukaryota; Metazoa; Chordata; Mammalia; Chiroptera; Phyllostomidae. Gene Ontology annotation, molecular function: G protein-coupled receptor activity; olfactory receptor activity. Gene Ontology annotation, biological process: G protein-coupled receptor signaling pathway. Gene Ontology annotation, cellular component: membrane. The transcript is spliced from 2 exons.
AUGAGGCCUGAGAACCAGAGCAGCCUGUGUGAGUUCCUCCUCCUGGGGCUCCCCAUCAGGCCAGGACAGCAGGGAGUGUUUUUCACCCUGUUCCUGGGCAUGUACCUGACCACGGUGCUGGGCAACCUGCUCAUCAUCCUGCUCAUCAGGCUGGACUCCCACCUGCACACGCCCAUGUACUUCUUCCUCAGCCACUUGGCCUUUUCUGACUUUUCUCUGUCAUCUGUCACUGUCCCAAAGAUGCUAAUGGACAUGCACACACAGCAACAAUCCAUCCCCUAUGUGGGAUGCAUUUCUCAGUUGUAUUUUUUCAUACUUUUCGGUGGUCUUGACAAUUUCCUUCUGGCAGUGAUGGCAUAUGACAGGUAUGUGGCCAUCUGUCACCCUCUACACUACACCACCAUCAUGAGGGAGGGGCUGCGUACACUGUUGGUGGCUGCCUCCUGGAUUAUCUCCUGUGGCAGUGCCCUCUUGCACACCCUCCUGUUGAAGAGCAGCAUGAGGCCUGAGAACCAGACCAGAGUGUCCGAGUUCCUCCUCCUGGGGCUGCCCAUCCUGCCAGAGCACCAGGGUGUGUUCUUCACCCUGUUCCUGGGCAUGUACCUGACCACGGUGCUGGGCAACCUGCUCAUCAUCCUGCUCAUCAGGCUGGACUCCCGCCUGCACACGCCCAUGUACUUCUUCCUCAGCCACCUGGCCCUCACUGAUGUCUCUUUCUCAUCUGUCACUGUCCCUAAGAUGCUCAUGAACAUGCAGACUCAGCAACAAUCCAUUCCCUAUGUGGGAUGCAUUUCUCAGUUGUAUUUUUUCAUACUUUUCGGUAGUGUUGACAAUUUCCUUCUGGCAGUGAUGGCAUAUGACAGGUAUGUGGCCAUCUGUCACCCUCUACACUACACCACCAUCAUGAGGGAGGGACUGUGUGUGCUGCUGGUAGCUGCCUCAUGGAUUAUUGCCUGUGCCCAUGCACUGUUGUACACUGGCCUCUUGGUCCAACUGUCCUUCUGUGCCAACAAUGUUGUUACCCACUUCUUCUGUGACCUCACUGUGCUCCUGAAGCUCAGCUGCUCAGAUAUCUCCCUCAAUGAGUUGGUCAUCUUCACUGAGGGAGGAAUGCUUUAUUUUCUAUCUUUGGCCAUUGUUUUGGGCUCAUAUAUCCAUAUAGGGACCAUCAUCCUGAGGGCUCCCUCCACUAAGAGACUCUUGAAAGCUUUUUCUACUUGUGGCUCCCAUCUCCUUGUGGUGUCUUUAUUCUAUGGGACACUUGCUGUUGUUUACUUUUUGUCCUCGUCAUGGGAUUCUAAAAACAUAAUUGCUUCAGUCAUGUAUACAGUAGUUACCCCCAUGCUGAACCCCUUCAUUUACAGCCUGAGGAACAGGGAUAUAAAGCAGGCCUUAGAAAUAUUUGUCAACAGGGUUAAUUUAUUUAAGUGGAAAUCACUAAAUCCUCUUAUUACAGUCAGGAGCACAGUGUGGUACAUGUCCUAGCACUAUUGUAAGAUUGACAUCUCCAUAGAAGUUUAAUAGAGUAUCCACUCUGUUGUAACGUAUUAGUGUAGUCAAUGUGUCUACAAGUCAUGUUUGCUACUCAGGUUAUUAAUCAUUCUUCAUUGCUAACUGACAAUUUUUCUUAUCAUCUCUUCUAAGCAACAUGCAAAGCCUUAUGGCAAAUACACUGCAGAAUUAUAAUUGUGGAUUUGUCUUUUUCUCCCUUUACUUUUGUCAGUUUUUUCUUAUGUACUUUUACACGGUUUUAUUGAGGACACACUGAUUUAACACCAUGAUCCACUCCUGCUGAACUUUUUUUUUUG